UCGAUUUUCCGAUGAUAUUUUUCCCUGUCAAAGUGCUUAAUUUGAACAAACGAAUUGUUUGAAUAUUGUAAGAUUCAAGUGAAUGUGAUUGAAUGUUGAAAAUUAUCGACUAUAUUAAGAAAUGCAAUGUUUAAAUCUUUCCUGAUUAUGGGGAAAUUAUUGAAAUGAUAUUCAUAGAUAUUCAACUGAAAAGUAUCGGAGGAAAACUACUCUGUAUGCUGUGUACUAUAAUUAUCGAGUCUAAACAAGUAUGAUGAUGUUGUCUUCUUGGUUUUUUAUUGUAAAAAAUUAUUAUUACUUUUUUCAUUGCUUGCGGUGAUUUUUUCUUAAUAAUAUAAAUAAUCUGAAUUCAACGUUUAUUUUCAUCAAUUUCAUUCAACUCCGAUCAUCUUCUUUAUUUUUUGUGUUGGUGAAUCUUGAGGAAGAAAUUCUUCAUAUGAGUUGUUUUUUUGAAGAUGGUAGACGGGGAUAACAAAGAAAUUGAAUUGCCACAAUCAACAUCAACCACAGAAACUCAGCAAGAUACACAACAGACACAAGACCAAGAAGAACUAGGUACUCAGCAACCAACAGACACUGGAUCGGAGGAAACAAAAGUCACAGUAGGUGACUCAAUAGAUGUAUCAUCUGUUUCAACACCAGAAUCAUCUCCAAAAUCUUCACCCUCAUCUACAUCCACAGUUACCGCAACAGCAACUGUAACAGAAACAGCAACAUCUUCAUCACCAAUCUCUGGAGAUGAAACCAAUAAUAGCGAUUCAGCUAGAUGUAACAGCAGUGACAGUCCUACGAUUAAACCUACCCCUACGAUUGCCAAUGCAACUUCUAACACCAAUAGUUCGACCGUGUCCUCUGCUGUAACAAACGAAGCUAAAUCCAAUGUUUCUACAUCUCAAGCUCCAACCAACAGUAUACAUUUGAACAACAUUAGCUCUAAAAAAAGUGAAAUCCCCGCAGUUAGCCUGAAAUCAAUCCUGGAAGAUUCUAGUAUAUCAAAUGCUGUCAAAUUAAAUCUACUGUGUUCAAGAAUAGGUAAACAAUCAAAUUCAGUUGAUACCGGAGAUGGCAAUAGAGGUACCGAUAUUAGUAACAAUAGUUGCUUGAAUGAAAAUCUGGCAGUUAUUGAUGAAUCAAGCUAUAUAACCGAUUCCAUCCUUCAUCUUCUAACUAGUGAUGAUAUGCAACGUCUCUUGGAUGGUGAAUGUUUGAGAUUAUUUUUUCGAGAUUAUCUUAAACAAUUGCCUGUAAAAUGCGUAGCCGAAAUAUUAAGUGUACUGAUUGCAGUUUUGAAAAAAAGCCUUCUCAAUUUAGAAUCAGCAAAGGAAAUAUUGAUUGAUUGUUUGAGGCAUUAUUGCAACAGAUAUUCAACAACAACAACAACAAAUAGUGAUAACAAGGUCUCAUUAAUGUCAUCAUCGUCAGUCUCAUCGUCCAUCAACAGUGGUACAGAUAAUUUAAUCAGACACUUUCUUCGUGAAAUAAUUAACCUUUUAGCAAGUUACAGUUGUGAUGUACAAAAGUUGAAAUAUCUUUUAGCCUCGUCCCAGGAGGAUUCCCGACUUCUUCAUAUUAUUCGAAGUGCAAAUAGUCAUCAGAAAGGACGCCCAUCAGCUUUCUUUGCAUUUCCAGGCACCAAAGGUUCUGUAUUAGCUCUUCCUCCCUUGGUUAAAUGGCCUACUCAAAAUGGUUGGACCUUUAUCUCAUGGUUUCGUUUGGAGCCCAAUUCUAUCAACUCUCAACCCUAUCUUUACUUUUUUCGUACAUCCAAAUCGGGUGUAGGUUAUUCAGCUCAUUUUACUGGCAACUGUUUGGUUUUAACCAGCAUGAAGAUCAAAGGAAAAGGCUAUCAACAUUGUAUACCAUAUGAAUUUGUCCCUUUCAAAUGGUAUCAUUGUGCUAUUGCCUAUGUUGCGAAGUGGAGGUCCAGUGAAAUCAAGGUUUUCGUCAAUGGACAGUUAACAGCCAAUACAGAAAUGUCCUGGCAAGUUCAAACGCAAGAUAUUUUUGACAAGUGUUUCAUCGGAGGAACUGCUGAUCUUGUUUCUGAAUCACACCUUUUCUGUGGUCAAUUGUCAGCCAUCUAUCUUCUUCAUGAAGCUCUUAAUCCAAGUCAGAUAUGUGCUAUCCAUCGAUUGGGACCCAGUUAUAUGGGACAAUACCGUUAUCCCAAUGAAAUGGGUCUUUUUGAUAACAUGCCUAUGAUGAUGAAAAAAGUCUUGUAUGAAGAAAAACUUUCCAGUGCAUUGAUUAGCUUAUACACUCCAGUUGCCGUUGAAGGUGAUACAUUAUGUCUCCAAUCAGCUCCAAAAGGAAAUGUUUCAUAUUUCGCAUCAAGUCCUCAUGCUGCCUUAUUAGGUAAUACUAAGGCUAUUAUAACCCGGUCGAUAAAUGAUACGUUACAAUCCAUUGGAGGUAUUAAAGCUCUUCUUCCAAUUUUAAAUCGUUUUACCGGUUUACAUGGUUCCAUUCCAGCUGAUUCAGAGGCUUGUUCAACAUUAAUAGGUUUUAUCUGUGAUUUACUUGAAUCUUCUCCUCUCUGGUUUGGUAAUGAAGUUGUCCAAUCUCACGGUUUUGUAAUAAUCUCCUCUCUCCUUGCCAAAAAUCCAAGGUACCUAAUCAAUGAGGAAACCCUUGAGAUAAUUUUAAAUUUAACCAAAACCCUCAUGUCCGCAAUGUCAACCUCUUCUCUGACGAGCUCAACUGGUGACAGUAUUCUUUUAAAACAAUUAAUGGAUAGCAUUUUGUUCAAUUCUUCUUUAUGGAUCUACGUUGACGCCAAACUUCAAAUUCGUUUAUAUUGUUACUUGGCCACAGAAUUUCUCACCGUAGGUGCUGCAGCCUCAUCCUCUUCCUCCUCCUCCUCACCUGGAUCAAACUGUGAUAUAUCUUCAACCGUUACCAGGGACAGUGGCAAUGAUUCAAUGAACAGUGGUAGUUUCUCUUCAGCAAGUACCGGUGUUGGUUCAACAUCAAGUACUGGUGGAGUAUCAUCUCCCGGAGGUGGAGUAAUAUUCAGUGAAGUUCGCAGAAUCUCAACUGUCCUUCAAUUACUCCAUUCCCUUAAAUACUACUACUGGCUAGUUCCAGAAGAUUGUGGUUCAUUAGACUCACAUGGUUUACCAGGAGCUAAUAUGACAACUACUUUAGGAAUUUAUUCAAUAUCAACUCAACCUGUUCAAGUUAAAGCUCGAGAGUCUUGUUUUAGACCUUCCAAAAAUGACCUUAUUUCCAUUCGAAGUUACAUCCUGCUGUUCAUUAAACAGCUUAUCAUUAAAGGCAAUGGUGUACACCAUGAUGAACUUCAAGCUAUCCUUAACUAUCUGUCCACUGUUCACCAAGAUGCUAACCUUUUAGAUGUUUUACAAAUGUUACAAACACUUAUGGUUGAGCAUCCAUCUUCAAUGAUUCCAGCAUUUGACAUGAAAAAUGGUGUUCGAACAGUUUUCAAGCUUCUCGAUUCACCUAAUGAAGAAAUUCGUAUUCAAUCAAUAAAGCUAUUGGGCUACUUUUUGUCUCGGUCUACAGCCAAAAGAAAGCAAGAUGUGAUGGGUCCCAAUAAUUUGUUUAUGCUUUUACGUGAAAGGCUGAUUAAGUUCACUCCAUUAUCAAUCGAUACUUAUAAUGUGCUUUUUGAAAUUCUGGUGGAGACACCGAUUGAAACUAUCAGAUCUAACGGAACAGGAGGUUUUAGUAGUCUUCGCAUUGAGAAUCCAAUGAUAUUAAAAGUAAUUGCUACUUUAAUCACUGAUGGCAAGAAAUCAACAACAUCGAACCAGGCUAAUUCUGGCAAAACAUCAGACCCGCAUAAUGUAACCACCAUAAAAUCAACUUCAGGAUAUCAUCACAACUUAGAAGGAAGAAGUGAUCGUAACAAAAUUAAAAAAUUAUUCAUCAGCGAUUUAUGGCGAUUGUUGGUGAAUAAUCGUGAAAAUAGAAGAUUGGUUCUUCAAAUGUCUGUCUGGCAACAUUGGUUAAUCAACUUGGUUGAAGAUCGUAAUGAUCAUAUUGUUCGAGAUCAAAUUCUUGCAAUCUUCAGAGUACUCUUGUAUCAUGCUAUUAAAUAUGAAUAUGGCGGCUGGAGAGUUUGGAUUGAUACGUUGGCAAUUAUCCAUGCGAAAGUUAGCUUUGAUGAUUUUAUGAGUCAAUUUGGUGGUGCAGGGGAAAAGAGAAAUAACAUCAGUAAUAAUAGUAUUAAUCAUAAUUUGAAUGGUAUAUCAUCAUCAUCACCUUCAUCAUCGGCAGUUUCACCCUCAACAUCUUCAUCUCAGUCAGUUCCAAUAAACACUAAAGUAUCAGGUGAAUCAAACAGAUCAGAUAAAGCAACAAAGCCAGCUGAAUCCAAUGCAAAUCAAGAAGUAGAGUCUGCAGAUAAAUCAACCAAUCUUAAUGAUUCUAAUAAAGAUCCUGAUGAUAAACUCAUCGAAAAACCACUUCCUUCAGAGGUUUCUGAGGUUGCAGAUGAUGAAGACAGUAGACCCGAAGACGACAGAGAGAAAAAUUCUGCUGAAGUAACCUCAGAAACCACCAAAGAACCUGUUGAAACUGAAAGUGAAUCUGAAUUAGCCUCACGUAAGGAUAAUGAAGCACAAGAAAAAGCUGAACCUUCUAAAGAAGCAAAUAAACCUGAAACAUCAUCAGAUGAAAGCUCAAAACAAGUGAUUGAUAAAGAAGAAGAUAAAAUUCCAGAUUCUUCAAAUGUUUUACCAGAAGAUCAAGAAUCCAUUAAAAAGGACGAUAAGAUUGAAGGUGAAGCGCCAAAAACUGAAGAAGAAGUAAAAGAAACCGAUGAAGAGAAAAAAGUUGAAGAAGAUAAAGAUGAGAAUAAAGAUGAAGAUGCAGAGAAGGAAGAAAAGGAAGUUCGUGAACCAGCCAUCAGCACAAUUAGCUCAAGUCAAACUAAUCAAUCUUUGGAAAACGUGGACGGUGAUAGAAAGAAAAGAAAUUCACAGCCAGAGACUCCAGAUUCGGGUGACACAGAAACUGACCUUGCUCCAAGUCGAGCAUAUCGUAAACAUCAUCCAAACAGUUUGAAAGAAUUUUACACAAAUUUACUUCAAGGAGGACGGCAACGAUCUUCGUCUUCAUCUUCUUCUAUGCAAAAUGAAAAGAUAUCUGGAUCAGCUUCAGCUACACCAGCUUUUCGGAUUCCCGAAUUUCGCUGGUCUUCACUUCAUCUUAAACUUCUCAAUGAUCUCUUCUAUUCCAUUGAAUGUGACCUGCAAAUGUGGAAAAGUCAAAGCUCUAAAGACGCAGCCAAUAGUGGCUCUGGUCGAGAUAUUGAGAAUAAAUCUGGAGUCAUCUUGACUGUCUCAGCAACUCAAUUAGAUCAAAUUUUACAGCAUCCCGAUAAUCAAAUUUACAUUGUCAACUCAAUUCAUCUUUUCUCUCAGCUAUGCGACAAUAUCAUUAUUGCUUCGGGAGGUUUACUACCUUUACUAGCAACAGCGACUGGUGGAAACAAUUCAUCUUCUGGGAAUGCUAAUGGAAGCAACGCUGCAGGUACAGGUGGUGAGGGUUUAACUUUAGCUCAAGCAAAUGCGCUACUCUAUCGAUUGGUAAAUAUGGCUGAUAUUUUGUGUUUUGCCGCAACUCAUAUCAACUUCGCUGAACUGGAGAGUGAAAAGAAUAUGUCAUCCGGAGGUAUUUUGCGACAAUGUUUGCGACUGGUUUGUACGGUCGCAGUGAAAAAUUGUCUUGCUGUACAGAAACAUCAUGAAGAAAAUGGCAGUUCACUUGAUCCUCUUAAUUUGGGUAAAGAUGGUUAUAGCUUGGGUACUUCUAUUAACGCUGCUGCUGAGCUCUUCAAUGAUUAUGGUUAUGGAGGCUCAAGUGGAGGUGGAGGUAGUGCACACAACAUUGAACCAACUGAUAUAAUUUUAUCUGAUAUGGUACCUAGUUCUAACCCUGAAUUGGUUUCAGGCUCAUAUCUUCCAUUUCACCAUUUACCAAUCAAAGAUCCAACCAAACUUCUACAAGAAAUGGAUGUCAAUCGACUUAGAGCUUGUAUAUAUCGUGACGCCGAAGCUGAUACCAAACAAUCUCAGUUUCUUGCAUUGGCAACUCUUUAUUUCAUUAGUGUUCUCAUGGUUUCUGAAUAUCGAGACAUCAUUGAAUCUAAAAGUAACCAAAAAGAUGUUAAACGUUCAACUGGUACAAUUGGAACAGACAUGGAAGAUUGUCACGAUGAAGAUGUCAGUUCAUCAGGAUUGUCAGAAAUUAAAGGCUUGAGCAAUUCAAUUAACAUCAACCCCACUAGUAUUGGUAAUAUGUUGACAUCUAAACUAGAGGCUCGUUUAUCAUCAAUUUGCCCUCUUUUACGAGAAAUUAUGUGUGAUUUUGCCUCAUUCUUGUCAAAAACAUUGCUUGGUUCACAUGGACAAGAUUUAGUUUCCAAAGAGGCUGUCAGAACUUUCCGCCGUCCCAAUGCUAGUCCUGUGGAGCUUGUCAUGUUACUUUGUUCUCAGGAAUGGCAAAAUACAUUACAAAAGAAUGCCGGUCUUGCUUUUAUCGAAUUGAUAAAUGAAGGUCGUUUAUUGAGUCAUGCAAUGAAAGAUCACAUUGUUCGUGUUGCAAUGGAAGCUGAAUUUAUUCUUAACCGAUUAAGAGCAGACGAUGUCUCUAAACAUGAACAAUUUUCUCUGGCUUGCCUAGAAACUCUGGCAGCUCGUGCCCAUGAAGAAGCUUUAAUUAACUCAUUGAUUAAUUCAGCCAAGCGUCGCGACAGAAUGAUUUUCACGCGUUUCAAGGAAUCAUUAUCACAACAACAAAAAAGACUUGAAACUGAUCGAUCAAAAUUGUUUUACAAGCUUGAUACAUGGGAAGAUGAUGCUCGUCGUCGUCGUCGAUUUUUACUUGAUCCUUAUGGUGAAGAAAAUGUAGCUCGAAUGGAAGCUGUAAUUAAUGAACCAAAAAGUAAAACCUCUGGAAAGGAUGAUAAAGAGGGCCAUUCCUUACCUGCUCAUUUAAUUGUACCAAAACAACAACAACCUUCUUCUAAUCGAACAGAAAGUGACGAUGAAACUGAACUCUUCUUAUGGGAAUCAGAAGAUAUGAGCUCAUCUGUUAAUGGUGAUGUCGAUGAUAGACCAUCUUCUGCUGCUGAGUUUGUUGGAACUGUUUUGUAUUCAGUUGAAUGUAACUUAAUCUGGAACAUUUAUUCAAUCGAAGGAACUCUUCAAGUUACCGCAAACGAACUGUUUUUUGAAGCUAUAAAUAUUAAUGAGACAUUAUCGGUCGAUGGUGCAUGUAUUUCCAAGCAAAACAGUGAUGGUGAACGGAAAACUAAAUCUCGACCUUCUUCUGGAAGUUCACGAGACAAAAUACCUGAAGAAAAUUUAAAAGGUCUUGCUGGAUCGAGCAGUUCUAAACCUGGACGAGGAGGUUUCCGUGAUUUAGAUCUUCGUGUUCUUCGUUAUUGUGACCUUAUUAAUUACAAUGGAAAAGUUCCUUUCAAUGAGAUUCGAGCAAUAUUCAGUAGGAGAUAUUUACUUCAACCCGUUGCUCUUGAAAUAUUCUUAGCCCAAAGAACCUCCGUUAUGUUUGUUUUCCCCGAUUCCGAGACCGUUAAAAAAGUAGUCAAAUAUCUUCCAGCCGUUGGAGUUGGUGUUAAAUACGGUAUACCGCAAUCUCGACGUGCUUCUCUUAUGACACCAAAACAACUGUUUGCAGCUUCCAAUAUGACCCACAAAUGGCAAAAACGAGAAAUUACCAACUUUGAAUAUCUCAUGUUUUUAAACACAAUCGCAGGACGAACUUAUCAAGAUCUUAACCAAUAUCCAGUUUUCCCAUGGAUAUUGACCAAUUAUGAUGCACCCGAAUUGGAUUUAUCGCAACCAACCAAUUUCCGUGAUCUCAGUAAACCAAUUGGAGCUUUAAAUAGUGAGAGACGAGCUGAGUUUAUUGAACGUUACAAUUCUUGGGACAAUAGUCAUAUUCCUGCUUUUCACUAUGGAACCCAUUAUUCCACCGCUGCCUUUACCCUUGGAUGGCUAAUACGGUUGGAACCAUUCCAUUCCGCUUACCUUGCUCUACAAGAUGGGCGCCUUGAGAAUGAAUCUCGAUUAUUUACUUCAAUUCGAGAUGCUUGGCUUGGUUCAUUAAUGGGUGGCCAUCAAAACGUCAAGGAAUUAAUCCCUGAACUUUUUUAUCUACCUGAAGUUCUAUCUGGUACAGCACCUCAAGGUUCCAGUCGUAAACUUCGCAAUGUUGAGUUACCUAAAUGGGCAGACUCUCCUGAACAUUUUAUUCGACUUCAUCGAAUGGCCUUAGAAUCUGAUCUUGUUUCUUGUCAGCUUCAUCAAUGGAUUGAUCUUAUUUUUGGUUACAAACAACGUGGUCCUGAGGCAAUCAGAGCAGUUAAUGUUUUUUAUUACCUUACUUAUGAGGGUAACAUUGAUUUAAGUUCAAUCUCUUGUAAUGAUCCUGCCCUGAAAGAUGCUAUUGAAGCACAAAUCCGUCACUUUGGUCAAACUCCCUCGCAAUUAACCACUGAGCCUCAUCCACCUAGAAGUUCUGCCCUUCAUGUAUCACCAUUAAUGUUUUCACCAGUUAUGGAUGAAAUUUGUAUGUCCAUCAAGUUCCCAUUUAAUGCGGCAAUCACAGCAAUUGCUGCUUGCACUAUUAACAAUUCGUCCGGCUCCUCUGGUGCAUCAUCAACUUCUUCUUCAGCCUCUUCAACCAACUCAACUUCAUUGUCCAGUAUUCCUUCGUCCAUUGUUACCGUUAACAGUGCCCAACAUUAUCACAUUCACAAAUGGAAUCCCAAAGAGUCAAAUCAACCUUUCACCCUGGAUCCUGCCUUAACAACACCUUCUUCAACCUCAUCCUCUUCAUCCUCCAACAAACGUCAUCUACUUGAUACAACUUCCCUUUGUUGCUUAUCCUCUUCUUCGGCUCCUUAUUCCCCUCGAUACAUUGUGACAAUCGAUUCAAAGCACAUUAUUAUGGCACCCUUUUAUGACAAUUCAUUCCGCGUUUAUUCAACUGAAACUGGAAAGUUAACCCAAGUUAUUUAUGGGCACCGAGGUUUGGUUACUUGUUUGGCUCGAAGUGAAUGUAAUGUUGCUGUUGAUUUUUACGUUGCCUCAGGUUCAGUUGAUUGUUCUGUUCUUUUCUGGACUUGGAAUGCCAAGUAUGCUCAAAUAGAGGGCAAUAAUGGUGCCUCUGCCGUCUCUGGCAAUCCCUUACCCAAACUUAUUCUUACUGGUCAUGAGUCCAUGAUAAUGUCUAUUUUAAUCUCGGCCGAACUUGGUUUAAUAUCAAGUGGAUCUAAAAAUAUGAUUCUGGUUCAUUCCAUAACCAAUGGAGAUUGCAUCACAGUUAUUGAUGUACGCAAAAGACAUUUAAAUUUCACCAAUGUUUCUAGUUUAAAUUACAAAUCUGAGUUAGAUGAACAAAUUGAUAACAAAAAUGUUGAAGUUAAAGUUACACUGGAAGCCAGUAUGACUGGAGAAGGACAAGUUCAAUAUCAAUCAUCAUCAAAGGAUAAAAAGUCUGAAAAUAAAUCAAACCAAACCAGCUCCUUAUCAACUUCUUGCUCUCCCGGUGAAUCUAAUGAAACAACUGGUAUCGUUUGUAAUACAAAUAAUUGCUCAGAUGAUGAAGAUUAUUUCAUCACAAACCUUGUUUUAGCUCGAGAAUUGGCAUUUAUUGUUGGAACAGCAUGUUCUGUGGAUCAUCCUUCACCGUCAUCUUCAUCCAAAGCAAGCUCAACUCUUUCAUCAACAUCUACCGUUAGUGAACCAACUGCACUUUUGUUUACCUACAAUUUGAGAGGUGAAUUACACAAAUGCAUCAAUUUUCCUCGACCCAAAGACAUUUCAUCUCUAAUGAUGACCAUUACUCGUGACGGAGAGUACAUAAUUUUGAGUGAAUCACCGUAUAUGAUUAAAAUUUUGCGAACAUUUGAUGUAACUCCAUUAUAUGCACUCAAUACCAGUGAUUUACUAACAGCUUGUCCUAGCCCUGAAUUAGCUGUAAGAGAAACUGGCCAAGGAACCAAUGCAAUUAAGUCAAUUCUUCUAGUUGAUUAUAAAUAUCUACUGGUAGGAACCGAAAAUGGUCGACUGAUCAUCUACAAAUUAGAUUUUAAUCGCUGGCAUCAUGAAUAUUCUUCUCGCUACUGAUUAAAUUCAACAUCUUUAACCCACCUGUCUACCACGGACAACCAAACCCUUUAUCUCAUUCUAUCUCUCAUUACUUUCCCUUCAAAAUGCAAACUCUUUCUCUCAGCGUCUUUUUUUAUUUUGUCAAAAUAAAUAGUAUUUAGUGCCUAUUAUAUUACCACCCUAUUUCUAGUCUAGAGAAGCAGUAAGCUGAUUGAUGAUGAUUUUGAUGAUACCAAAAGCUUUCCAGAUACACUGGAUUAUCAAGGAUCAAAUCUGGAUAAAUCGCUCAGGAAAAAAACGCAAAUCAAUCGUUGCAUUAAAAGUAUUCGUCCACUUUGCUGCUUUAAUGACAACAAAGAUGACCGAUGACCGCAAUUUUCAAGUGGAUUUCAUCAAAAUAGAAAUUUUGAUUUUCCAGUUUUGUUUCAUGGGAAACGUAAUGAACUAAAUGAUGAACAAGACAUUCCCAGUGUGUAAAACAAAUCAACAUGCUCCAAUUAAUUGAUUAUGCAGCUUUAAAAGUUAACGAUUAUUUGCAAUUGAUGAUAGAUCGAAAUAAUUAACAAAAUUCCCUUUUUGCUGGUUUGUGUCAAACAAUGAUUGAGAUUGCAUCCAUUACAAGAAUACAUAUUCAAAUGAAACAAUUACAAUUAGAAGAUAAACAACACAAACAAGAAUUAACGCAUAAAAAACGAAAGAUUUAAUACAUUUCCCUUUUCCAUGGAUUGAUUCUGCUUACCAACCAGAUCAUACUAAUUGAUUAUUAUUAUUAUUAUUAUUACAAUUAUUAUUAUGCAUUAUUUAAUUUUCUUUUCCUUUCCUUUAUAUUUCCUUUAUCUAACAACAAAUCAUAAAGAAGGGUAUAUUUGGACAAAUGGUUAUUAAACAAAAAACACUUUGUUGUAAA
Messenger RNA from Tetranychus urticae (two-spotted spider mite), 11013 nucleotides. RefSeq names its product lipopolysaccharide-responsive and beige-like anchor protein. Gene Ontology annotation, biological process: intracellular protein localization. The record is from RefSeq and is a predicted model, not a curated record. Gene Ontology annotation, molecular function: protein kinase binding. NCBI's taxonomy places the organism in Eukaryota, Metazoa, Arthropoda, Arachnida, Trombidiformes, Tetranychidae. Gene Ontology annotation, cellular component: membrane; cytosol.